Molecule: messenger RNA, 980 nt
Organism: Temnothorax curvispinosus
Lineage: Eukaryota; Metazoa; Arthropoda; Insecta; Hymenoptera; Formicidae
Gene: tsu
Product: RNA-binding protein 8A-like
Exons: 4
Coding region: 112-612 (166 amino acids)
Biological process (GO): RNA splicing
Cellular component (GO): exon-exon junction complex; nucleus; cytoplasm
Molecular function (GO): mRNA binding
Source: RefSeq, a predicted model, not a curated record
UGGUCAAGUGCUACGGAGUACGGCAACGCGUAGUAAACUAAACGCGAUAUCCGCGAUAUCGUAAAGCGGAGUGAUUAACGUACACGUUAUUUAAAUAGUUCAACUUUAGCCAUGGCGGACGUUUUGGACAUCGAUAACGCUGAGGAGUUUGAGGUGGAUGACGAGGGAGAUCAGGGUAUCGCUCGUCUUAAGGAGAAGGCGAAGAAGAGGAAAGGCAGAGGCCAUGGUGCAGAAUUAGUGUCGACGAGAGAUGACGUUGGUCAUUAUGAGUCCAUGAAUGUGGUUGAAGAGGACGACAACGAGCCUGGCCCUCAGAGAUCUGUGGAAGGAUGGAUCUUAUUCAUAAAUUCAGUACACGAGGAGGCACAGGAGGACGAUAUUCAGGACAAGUUCUCUGAGUUUGGCCAGAUCAAGAACUUGCAUUUAAAUCUGGAUAGAAGAACGGGAUUUCUAAAAGGCUACGCAUUGGUGGAAUACGAAACGUUUAAGGAGGCACAAGCUGCAAAAGAGGCUCUAAACGGCACAGAAAUCCUAGGUCAGGCUAUCUCCGUCGAUUGGUGCUUCGUAAAAGGACCGAAGAAAAUCAGGAAAAGAAGUCACAGAAGGCGAUGAGAAUUAUAGAUUAAUAACUAUGAUAUCGUAUCUUCUAUUAUGUAUCGUCAUUUCAAGCAAGACAAGUUAUUUUAUAAUUGAUAAGCAUUUUGUAAAUGCUGGAAAUAACAUAUAAGUUACUCUUUCUAAUGAUUUCUCUCUCGUUAAAUCUAUUUGUAAUCUAUCUAGAAGGACGUCAUAUACAAUUAGUUAAUAAAUGGAAGAUCAUGAACUCAGAUAUCAUCUACUGUGCAAGCUAAAAUAUCAAUAUUUUGUGUGAAUAUUUCAAUUUGGUUUCUUUCAUAUACUUCAUCUGGCAACAAUUUUACAAUUCAUCACUAUACCUUGUACCAAUUUGCAUAAAAUAAAUAUAUGUCAUUAAAAUUUUA